Messenger RNA from Coregonus sp. 'balchen', 7311 nucleotides. Lineage: Eukaryota; Metazoa; Chordata; Actinopteri; Salmoniformes; Salmonidae. The record is from the annotation of a GenBank genome assembly.
AGCAACUAGGCCUAUUGACGUAGCGCGCAGAAGUUUUGGAUAUCAUGGCCGUUGAUAAUCAAACUGUUGUGUACAUUUCAGAACAGGUAGUUAUUUUGAUUUCGUGUGCCCUGUCGUUUUGGGGAUCUUUACUUAUUAUCUGUACGUACAUCCUUUGGCCAGAUUUGAGGACAACGCCGAGGACACUUCUGGUCUUCUUGUCCGUGGCUGACUUUUUGUCUGCGGGCUCGUACGCAUACGGAGUUUGGAGUGUCUUUGAAUCAGACUCUGUGGAUUGCGUUGUUCAAGGAGCGAUAUCUACUUUCGCCAACACAAGUUCGUUUUUCUGGACUGUCUCUAUCGCUAUAUAUCUGUACAUUUUCAUCGUCAAGUCGAAUCAAAGACUAGCUGACAGCUUCGUGUUAUGUUUUCACGUUAUCAGGUGGGUACGUGCGCUCGAUUCAUUUUCAUAACCUAAUCAUAAUAAUAACAGUUGUAUAAACUGUAAAAUGUUUUGAUUGAUUAGAUUUGAGUUUGGGAUAGGGUCUGUGAAAAAUCAAGGCCAAGAGUCACCUGAUCCAGCUAUUUUGUUUCUCUACUCUAGUAUGACGCGUUUAUGAAUAUUCAUGAGGAAUACAUCACCUUCCAAUACCUGGGAAUUUGAGCACUUCUGACAUGAGGUUACUUCACCAUGUAACAUUUUAAUUCCGCGUUCACAUGCUAGUCGCAACUAGGAAACUGACAUUUCCAACUUUCUAACUUGUUGUGGUUAUACACGUGCUGCGUUCAACUAAUCAGCAAGUCGGACAUUUCCGAGUUUUCUAGUUCCGACAAACAUGUGAACGCGGCAUGUAAAUGUGUCACCUGGUAUUGUACAUAUCAUAGACGCAUUAUACAUUGUACUAUAUGCUGUAGUGUAAACUAUUCAUACUGUUUCAAACAUUCUGAAAAUUAGACUCUGAGCAUCUUAGGGGCUGCACCCCUACUGUCUCCUGUUUACUCAAUUAGGCUAAAUGAACACUCAAUGAAUGCGCAAUUAAUACCCAAUGACACAUUAGAGCAUGUUCUGCACUACACCUUACAUCCAGUCCUUUGAAAUAGAGUAGUUGAAUAGAAUAUACACCACAAAAACACAUAGUAGGUUUCUUAUUGAUAAACAAUACAGAAAGGGUAGUCUGCUUUUGGACAAUUCUUCACUGAGUUAUUUUUUUUGUGUGUAUAACACCAAAAACCCUUUCUCCACCCCAGGGCCCAGGCAAUGGACAUGCCUGGCAACAAGGUGUGUUGUGCUCUAAUGUUCUAUGAUGAAUUCUCCAGUGAUCCCUUUUUCCAUUGAACCUCACACACAACAAGGCCAUUCAUAGUACAUGAAUAACAAACAUACAUAUUUGUAUGAGCCAAGUCAGACUUUGGUUCGAAUACUAUUUGAAAUAAUUUGUAAUACUUUAUCUGGCCUUGACUGAGCUUGCCUGUCGCAAUGGAAGCAAUAGAAUAGUUGCAAAAGUGCAAACCCCAGCCUGCCCAUCCUGCACUCCAGACAGACUAGAGCAAACGCUGAAAUUAUUUGAAAGAUGUUGAAUAGGAUUUGAGUUUUCUGUAACAUGGGAUGUGACCCAAAUGGCACCCCAUUCCCUACAGUGCAUUCAGAAAGUAUUCAGACCCCUUCCCCUUUUUCCACAUUUUGUUACGUUACAGCCUUAUUCUAAAAUAGAUUAAAUUGUUAUUUUUCCCUCAUCAAUCUACACACAAUACCCCAUAAUGACAAAGCAAAAACAGUUUUUUUGAUUUUUUUGCAACUGUAUUAAAAAUUAAAAACGGAAAUAACACAUUUACAUAGGUAUUUAGACCCUUUGCUAUGAGACUCGAAAUUGAGCUCAGGCGCAUCCUGUUUCCAUUGAUCAUCCUUGAGAUGUUUCUACAACUUGAUUGGAGUCCACCUGUGGUAAAUUCAAUUGAUUGGACAUGAUUUGGAAAGGCACACACCUGUCUAUAUAAGGUCCCACAGUUGACAGUGCAUGUCAAAGCAAAAACCAAGCCAUGAGGUCGAAGGAAUUGUCAGUAGAGCGCCGAGACAGGAUUGUGUUGAGGCACAGAUCUGGGGAAGAGUACCAAAAAAUGUCUGCAGCAUUGAAGGUCCCCAAGAACACAGUGGCCUCCAUCAUUCUUAAAUGGAAGAAGUUUGGAACCACCAAGACUCUUCCUAGAGCUGGCCGCCCGGCCAAACUGAGCACUCGGGGAGAAGGGCCUUGGUCAGGGAGGUGACCAAGAACCCGAUGGUCAUUCUGACAGAGCUCCAGAGUUCCUCUGUGGCAAUGGGAGAACCUUCCAGAAGGACAACCAUCUCUGCAGCACUCCACCAAUCAGGCCUUUACGGUAGAGUGGCCAGACAGAAGCCACUCCUCAGUAAAAGGCACAUGACAGCCCACUUGGAGUUUGCCAAAAGGCACCUAAAGGAAUCUCAGACCAUGAGAAACAAGAUUCUCUGAUCUGAUGAAACCAAGAUUGAGCUCUUUGGCCUGAAUGCCAAGCGUCAUGUCUGGAGGAAACCUGGCACCAUCCAUACGGUGAAGCAUGUUGGUGGCAGCAUCAUGCUGUGGGGAUGUGAGAGACUAUGUGAGAGACUAGUCAGGUUUGAUGAACGGAGCAAAGUACAGAGAGAUCCUUGAUGAAGCUCCAGAGCGCUCAGAACCUCAGACUGGGGUGAAGGUUCCCCUUCCAACAGGACAGUGACCCUAAGCACACAGCCAAGACAACGCAGGAGUGGCUUCGGGACAAGUCUCUGAAUGUCCUCGAGUGGCCCAGCCAGAGCCCGGACUUGAACCCUAUCGAACAUCUCUGGAGAGACCUGAAAAUAGCUGUGCAGCAAUGCUCCCCAUCCAACCUGACAGAGCUUGAGAGGACCUGCAGAGAGGAAUGCAGGUGUGCCAAGCUUGUAGCGUCAUACCCAAGAAGACUCAAGGCUGUAAUCGUUGCCAAAGGUGCUUAAACAAAGUACUGAGUAAAGGGUCUGAAUACUUAUGUAAAUGUGAUAUUUCAAAUUUGUAUUUUAAUACAUUGUGUGUAGGAUGAUGAGGGGGGGGCUAUUUAAUCCAUUUUAGAAUAAGGCUGUAACGUAACAAAAUGUGGAAAAAGUCAAGGGGUCUGAACACUUUCUGAAUGCACUGUAUAUAAUGCACUGGUCAAACGUAGUGUACUAUAUAUGGAAUAGGUACCAUUUGGUCGCAGCCAUUGUUGUUGAGGCCCUUUUACUAGGAGCUGAAAGGAAUGAGUCCAAAAAUAUACUUAAAUUCUCUGAAUGAUAAAUUAUAUAAUGAGUCAUGAAAUGUUAAGAGUGAAUUUAAGAUGUUGGCCCUCGGUGAGUGGAAGAUUACCUGAACAUGCAGGGUGUCACACUCUCCCCAGAACUGCUGAUGUGAGCUACAGCGUCACAAGUGGACUACCGACUGACUGAUCUACAAAUCACCUUGCAUCAUAAAUAACAGCUCAUUAUUAUUUGUAGAUCAGUCAGUCAGUUACCCUUGGAUCAUCCAUGCAUCAUGGAUUUGAUUCUCUCAAACACGGCCAACAUCUCAUCUUGGGAAAUGUUAGCCUAGAUCCACACUGAGUUGUUCUGUUUUCGUGUAGUUGAAAGGAUAGUGAAAAAAUAAAUUCAGUUUGCGUACAGGCUACUGAAAUGUAACACUUUAUGACUUUGUGUGACUAGUGUGACUUUGCAGGAAGCAAGUUGCAGAUUUGGUGUUGCACUUUCAACAUCGAGGCUAUAUAGAGCGAGGCCUGUUUUCAACAUUCCUUGGUAGCAUGCAUAGUUGCACAAAAUGAUCACCAGACUUUUGAGGAAGUGCGUGGCUGGCAUUCUAGUCAGGAGGUUCACAGUGAUAUGUUCAUUAAUUCCUUCAUCUUCUUCCUGCUCAUCCACUUCCUAUUCCUCUUCCUCCUCCUCCAUCUCUCCUCCUCCUCCUCCAUCUCUCCUCCUCCUCCAUCUCUCCUCCUCCUCCUCCCCCAGCUGGGGCAUCCCUCUAGGCAUCACAAUAGCAGCUCUGUCUCUGGGACGUAUUGGCUACGAUGCAUCGGAGGUGUCUGUGGGCUGGUGCUGGGUGAGGAUCCAGGCUCCAGACCAUGUCCUGUGGAUGCUGCUCACUGGGAAGAUAUGGGAGUUCCUGGCCUAUCUCACCCUCCCUGUCCUCUAUAUCCUCAUCAAGAAACACAUCCACAGAGCGGUGAGGAUCUGUUACAAUCUAAACCCCAAUACUAUUGAUAAGUGUAAAAAAGGGUUGAAAUUUGGGGAGGAAUACAUGGAAAAUGUUUAUAAUUUAGAGAAAUGAAAGUGGUUUUUUUUAGCUGACUAUAUGAUGAUUUUUUUUUCUUCUCUAUGUCGUCCAGCAUGCGGCUCUGUCUGAGUACCGGCCCAUCCUUGCCUGCAGUCCUCUGUCCCAGUCCCUUUCCAAUAUGGCCGACAGGAAGUUGACCCUGAUCCCCGUCAUCUUCAUCGCCCUGCGUAUCUGGAGCACCGUGCGUUUCCUGCUGAUGCUGGCUGACUCCCCCGCCAGGCAGAACCCUGUGCUCGUCACUCUACAUGUGAGUUUGGGUUGGCAUAUCUCCAGUACUCUUGCGUUGCCAUAUUUCCAAGUCUCUUGUUCGUUGACUGUAAGUCGCUUUGGAUAAAAGCGUCUGCUAAAUGGCAUAUUAUUAUUAUUAUUAUUAUUAUUAUUAUUAUUAUUAUUAUUAUUAUUAUUAUUAUUAUUAUUAUAUUAUUGCCAGAAAUCAAGGUUCUAUCCCCACCAAUGAUUCUCUAAACAUGCCACAGGUAUGUGUGCAGCAGGGUUUCUGUUUGAGGGUAAUAGACAACUUUUUGUCCGAUAGAAAAGCCGAUAAAUUAAAUUGGCGCUGGCCAAUUGUCCGGGAGAAGAAGAAUAAAUCCCAUUGCGAAAUAAUUCUUUUUAGCCUCUUCAUUGGUGGAAACACCAGUCGAUGGAAAUACAUUUGAUUGGUCAUGCUUAUCGGUCUAUAGAUUAAUUUGCAUAAUUUAGUUGGAAUUAAAUUGGCGCGUGUGUACAGUAUAUCUUAUUUAUCACAGGCAGACAGAUACAGAGCUGCUGCAGCAUCUUGUGGUGCUUUCAAGACAACUGGGAACUCGGAAAAAUACGAGGUCAAAUCAUGACAUCGGUGAUCUUCAGGUCGGAAAGUUGGAGCUCUAGAAAGAGGCUCGAAGUUCCCAAGUUGGAUGACCGUUGAAAAAACGACUUUUCCCCCCAGUUCCCAGUUGUCUUGAACGCACUGAUGUCGGAGAUUUCCGAGUUCCCAGUUGUUUUGAACGCGGCAUCAAACGAUAACGGAAGGCAGGCUUCAUCAGCGCGUCACACACCACUUUCCAAUGAGCUGGAGGCAGUGUGCAUUUUGUCAACAUAUACUUCAUUGUUUGAAACCUGAAGGUUUUAAUCCAUAUUAUGAGGCAUGUUUUACCUUGCUUCAAAGUAGCCUAUUAGAUCUCCUCUCUUCUAAAUUAUUUCCAGAUAUUUUCAUCUCUGUCACAUGAAACUGCUCGCAUUUGCAGUGUGCCCUUUUUGACAACGGUGUUUUCCCGCUAACUGCAUUACGUAACGAACAUUAACGCGUAGACUACGGCCUUGUGCGCGCGUUGCUGCGCUUAUAAUGUGAAUACUUUAUCAAAAUGUUAAGCUAACCGUUCUGAUAUGUUGCAUCAGACUCAUUGCUUUUUACGUUUUUUUUAAAUUGUUUUUUUAUGUAGCCUACUGGUUGUAUGAAUUUGGGAUCUAUUGUCCCAGAGUCUGUUUGGAACAGGCUAUUUGUUUCUCGACAAGUUGACCAAUAGAAUAGGUAGCCUAAACUUUUCUACUGUAGUAGAUUGACACAGGCUAGUGAUUUUGCUGUUCAUUAUUCGUCUUGUUGGCUGAGGAAAAGUAAAUGUGGACAGUUAUUCUAACAUGUUCAUAGUGCGCAUCAGAAUUCGGUAAGAAGGACCGCACAUCUCAACUUGCAUGUUCUGUUAAUAUAAAUUACCAUAUUCUAAAUGUGAUUUCUGUCAUUCUGAGCACAGUGGGUGGACACCCGAAUCAGGUUACGCACCCGGUAAAAUGUCCGGUAAAUUAAAAUGUUGCCGGUCAAAUGUCCAGCCCCACAUUUUACUAACGGAAACCCUGGUGUGCCGUAUAAGAACCUUUGCAACAAAUAUCAGUACCUAACGGUCUUUAUCCAUCCACCAUCUUUACAUUCAUCCUCUAGUCAUAUAUCCAUCCGUCCAUAAAUAGUUUUAUCUGUUUCUCUAGGGCAUUGGAAACACCUUCCAGGGAGCGGCAAACUGCAUCAUGUUUGUCCUGUUCACCCAGCCGAUCCGCUCCCGCCUCUCCACCAUGUUCUGUUACUGCUGCUGCUGUUGCAGGGCCGGGUCCGGGGCCUCCCUCACACCCUCCAACACGCCCAACCACAGGACCGGGGCCUCCUACAACACACCCAACCACAGGACCGGGGCCUCCCCAAAACCCUACAACACGCCCAACCACAGGGACUUGGGCCUGGAGUCAGGCCUGGGUGUGGAGACCCCCUCACAACCAGAGGACAACCCCAAUACCAGCCCUCGUGGCUGGCCGGACGGCUGCUGACCCUGGGUCUGAAUGGAUGGACAGAGCACACUCACAACCCUGGCUUUCUGAGACCCUUUUCACACUAUUGAACCGAGCCGAGCUGUACUUGGCUGGCCUGGGUUACACAUCGUCCGCUAUAGAUGCCUGGUGCGGAGUGAAGGGUAGGUCUAAUGGAUACUGAGAGAGAGCGAGAGGGGUUGGAAACAAGCUUCCAUACUGCAGUCCACUCAUUACCGCAAGUGCCCCCCCCCCCCCGUGGCCCGCACAGGACGGUCGCAAAUUCUGCAGACGCGUGCUCGUUGUAAGGCCUCACCUGACAAGCCACACACUCACAUGCACUUUAGGUGAUAAGGAUGAUCGAAGCAUUGUCAUUUUGGAAGAGAUUACUUGCUGUGCUCAGUCACUAGCAUUGGACGUUCCAUAAGGGUGAUUGCAAGGUCAUUUUAGUGGUGAGGUUGUGUGUAUAUAGGGGCUCUGUUCAAAAGUUGUGCACCUAUAUAGGGAAUAGGGUGUCAUUUGGGACGUACGCGUGUGUGUGUUUUUUAUAGCGCUCUAACAUCAAUGUCUUCCUAUUCUUGUGUUUAAUUGGAGCAACAGAAACUGCACAGUGCAAUUUAAUAUUGUUAUUUUUUUAUACUGGGUUAUCUUUCAGUUACUUUAUAGCAUUGUUAACAAUGUACCUCGUAUAUCAAAUGAAUGUUACAUCUACUAUUUUGGAAAGAUGGCACCAUAU